AAUCGUUCAGUUGCUGCGCUCGCUUCACGGCGAGUAGCUAUACGAUUUUUCCGGGAGGCUUACUCGUCGUCCCGGAAAUUCCAAGAGUCGUCAAAAUAACAUAAAAAUUGUUGCGAAAACGACAAUUGCGUCUGAAUCCUGUGUAGGUGUACAUUUGUUUUGUACGGCUAUGCCGAUGAAUUGAAUGAACGAAAACAAACUGAAUGGAGCGUGCACAACAAACAGGGAUGGACGCAAACGUCAAUAACUGCCGGAAGUCCAAACGCGGCAACUCGUCGAGCUCGAAAAUCAAAAAGCAAUUAGAAAACGAACUUAACCGGCAGCGGAGUUUUUUCGUUACUGGCACUCCGCGUCAAAACAAUGGACAACACGUUCAGAGAGAAAAUUUCAACAAAAGCAUUAAUGUGCUAACGGGAGUGAAAAAACCUACUCUCGAAAUCUAUCGGCCACCAAGUUUGCGGAAUGGCGACGUAAAUAAUAACAAUGAUAAUGUAUAUGUAGCCAACGGAUUGCAGAAAUCAAAGGGUGCAAAAAAUUCGGAAAAUUCAGCAGUGCCUGUGGAUGAAUGCAAGUUGAAUGUACACGCCAAGGAGUUUACCAUAGAACGUUCAAAAACUGCUCCGCAGUCUAUUAUGAACUACACUAAACAUGAGAAAUAUGACAAAAACAUUGGAAUCGGUGCACUAUCUAGAUCAAGAACGUUUUUUACAAAUGGAGAUUUUAGACCGAAUAAUCAGAAAAAAAGCUACGAUUACAAAAGUUAUAAACCUAACUUUCAGCAGACAAAAAAUAUUUUACACCAAAAAGAUUCUCUAGGAUUGAAAGUUCAGUUUAAAGAACCGUUCAAACAAAAAACGAAAAAUGAAGAAUCAAGUAAAUGUUCAACGAUUUUGACAAACGACGAUUAUAGUUUGAGACGGUCAAAAAGCUAUAAUGGACAGGACAAUAAAUAUGUUGACACGUCUAGCAAAACUUUGUUAACAGACUUUAAUGUUAAUGAACUGAAUAAUUUCCCCGAAGAUAUUAGUAAAAUGGCAAAAUCAAUCUUGAAUGACACAAAAAAUUCCCCAGUUAAGGAUUUGAUGUUGCUAGCUUUGAAAAUCAUUGAGCAUGCUGUCAAUAGCAAAAUCGAGGAUCUAAAUCCGUCGGUAAAUCUUUCUCUGCAUAUAAUCGAGGAAGACACCCGAGAUACUUACGUGAAUAUGAUCAUCAACACGGUGCAAUUGUGGUUUGUCAAACGAGAAAAGCUAUUGCAACCACCUAGACUAUACUCAUAUGCUACGUUUGUACUUCAAAUUUAUAGAGGAAUGAAACAAAAUAAAGUGCUUUUAAACCGAAUGGAACUCGAGUAUUAUUCACGAAAGCAAGCGUUGUUAAUGUUACUGGCUAAAAUUUGUGAACAUUGUUUAUUGCCCGACAAAGGAGAAAAUGCCAAUGCCGAAGUAAACUGCAUGUUCAGCAUAGUAAAUGCUGUUGGACCAGACUUGGAACAAGAAAUUCCGGACACGCUACAGCAACUGUACGUUACUAUGAGAGACACUCUGUUGACCCAAGACUGUUCAACAUUUGUCAAGAAAUCCUUAUUGCAUCUUAUCGAAUUAAGAGCUUUUAAGUGGGCAUUACCUCAACCGACUCUAGAUUUUUACAACUCCAUGAAAACCAACAACGCUUAAUUAACAUUUUUAGAAUCGCCAAACACUUAUUAAUUAUUGCACUCAAAAUAUGAUUCAAUUGUAUCAUUAUAUAUAUUUCACUAAUGAUUGACUCGUUACAUUAUCUAUAUAUAGAAUAGACAAAAUAUUUGUUAGCUCCAUCCAAUAACUAGAAGCUAUUUUUUUUUUGUUAAAUGUAAAACAGAUUGAUUUUUGAUAAUGUUUAACUGAAAUAAUUUUUAACAUUUUUGUAUACGAUUAAUUAAAUUUAAAAAAAAGUUC
Messenger RNA from Adelges cooleyi (spruce gall adelgid), 1934 nucleotides. RefSeq lists its product as uncharacterized. Lineage: Eukaryota; Metazoa; Arthropoda; Insecta; Hemiptera; Adelgidae. Gene Ontology annotation, molecular function: translation activator activity. Gene Ontology annotation, cellular component: cytosol. The record is from RefSeq and is a predicted model, not a curated record. Gene Ontology annotation, biological process: regulation of translational initiation. The coding region runs from base 204 to 1673 and encodes 489 amino acids. The transcript is spliced from 9 exons.